AUGAACGAGCUUUCUUCUACCCCAUCACCUUACCAUUCGUCUCUCCGGCCACCCCCUCGACGUGGAACCUCUGGAGCAACUGAUCACCAUCAUCCACACGAUGACCCCCGUUCACAAUCUUAUACACCCUCAUACCCUCAACAUUCCUAUUCUCCAACAACCUCCCCUGCACCUCAUCAUGCACCCACUGGCUUUGGACAAGACUCUGUAGAAGUUGAAGCCGGUCAGACCUCAACAACCUUCUCCCGUGGCAGCGUCUAUGACGAUCCACGGAAGCGCCGUCUCGACACGUUGGCACUGGUCGAUAAUGCAGAAUUUGGAUGGUUCCAUGUCCGAGCAUGCAUGGUUGCUGGUGUAGGGUUCUUUACGGAUGCAUACGAUUUGUUUGCCAUCAACUUGGUUUCGCCAAUGUUAGGUUAUGUAUACUUUAGUCACUUGGGCAAUUCCGUACCUGCUGAUAUUGACCUAGGCCUAAAGAUCUCUGCUUCAAUCGGAACUUUUUUUGGUCAAAUUGGAUUCGGUUACCUUGCUGAUGUGCUCGGACGAAAGAGAAUGUACGGUGUUGAGUUGCUCAUUAUUAUUGUUGCAACCUUCGGUCAAGCCGUCUCUGGUGACAGUUAUGCGCUGUCACUUCCUGCGAGUAUCAUUCUUUGGCGGUUCAUCCUCGGUGUCGGUGUAGGAGGCGACUAUCCCUUAUCAGCUGUCAUCACGUCCGAGUUUGCAACAACUCAUCGACGAGGUGCCAUGAUGGCAGCUGUCUUUGCAAUGCAAGGAUUCGGCUACUUGACUACAGGUAUCGUCGCCAUUGUCCUUUUGCUCGGUUUCCGAUCCUUGAUCGAGCUCGACCCUAAGAAUUUGGACUAUGUCUGGCGAUCUCUCAUCGGCCUCGGAUGUGUCCCUGCUCUGGUAGCAGUUUACUUCCGCAUGACCAUCCCAGAGACCCCACGUUUUGUGCUUGAUGUCGAAAAUAAUUUGAUCAAAGCAGAAAAUGACGUUGCAACUGUUCUAAAGACAAGAAAUGCGCUGCAGAGUGAUCGGGAUGUGGUUGAGGAACGUCACGCUCAAUUCAACAUUGUUUACCCCCGAAAAGGCAGUGGCGGUGGCCGUAAUGAAUAUGCUAAUGCCAUUGAACUCGGUCAUAUGAACGACGACCCAUCUCCCAGGCUCACGGGAGCACAGUCGUAUACUUCUCAAACAGCAUUGAGAAGGAACAAUGGCAGCAAAUUUCAGAGCCAUCAAAGUAGUUUGCGUGACUUUUGCCGUUACUUCUCUCGCUGGGAAACGUUCAAGGUGUUGAUGGGUACUUCCAUGACUUGGUUUGCAUUGGAUGUAGCGUUUUAUGGCAUCGGACUCAACAACACUUUUAUCCUCUCGACCAUCCACUUUGGCGCAGUUGAUGGUAAUGCAUAUUACACCAUGUGGAACGCCACGGUCGGACAGGUCAUCAUUGUUCUAUUGGGCGCCAUUCCUGGUUAUUGGGUCACGGUGUUUACAAUCGAACGCCUUGGACGGAUCAAGAUCCAGGUUAUUGGCUUCGUCAUGUCCUGUGCUCUCUUCUGUACUCUCGGUUUUGCUUACAAUGUUAUCCAUGAUACGUCUCCUGUGCUCUUUGUGUUUUUGUUCGCGGUUACUCAGUUCUUCCAAAAUUUCGGUCCUAAUGCUACGACUUUUAUCAUCCCUGGAGAGUGUUUUCCUACUCGGUACCGCUCCACAGGUCAUGGUAUCUCUGCAGGCAUGGGAAAGCUUGGCGCUAUCGUUGCCCAAAUUGGCUUCUCCAACAUGAAAGACCGUGGUGGCAAAAACCAAUUCAUCCCACAGCUGCUCCAGAUCUUCGCCCUCUUCAUGUUCAUCGGCUUACUCUUUACGUAUUUUGUUCCUGAAACCAAAGGCAAAACUCUGGAGGAGCUCUGUGGGGAAGAUGAUUAUGCAGAGAGACAACUCGAGCGAGAGAGACCUUUUAAUAAUAAUCAUCUUUACGAGGAGAAGGAGGAUGAUUAA
Lobosporangium transversale is the source of this 1998-nucleotide messenger RNA. RefSeq names its product major facilitator superfamily domain-containing protein. The transcript has 2 exons. Gene Ontology annotation, molecular function: transmembrane transporter activity. Gene Ontology annotation, cellular component: membrane. The coding region runs from base 1 to 1998 and encodes 665 amino acids. Gene Ontology annotation, biological process: transmembrane transport. Lineage: Eukaryota; Fungi; Mortierellomycota; Mortierellomycetes; Mortierellales; Mortierellaceae. The record is from RefSeq and is a predicted model, not a curated record.